GAUUUCCUUGUGGAGACGGAGGUAAACGCAGCUGCCUGAACCCUGCACGCGGAUGCAUAUAAACUCUCAACUGUUGCCCUUUUAUAGAGCUCGCGGUGACCUAGGCUUGGGAAGGCCCGUUGUCGCAGGAAGCUGCAGGGAGCGUCUUGGAUUGGGUCAGCGGGAUCUAAGGCAAUCUUCGUGGGUUUGAGCAGCAAGUUCUCAGGAUCACAGAUGAACAGGAGGACCUCCAAGAAGACCAAGGUGACGCCGGCCGCAGCCCCAUCGACGUCUUCGCCAAGGAAAAAUACUGCCACGGGGAGGAAAGGCGAUGACGAAGAGAUGGAGAAGAACAUUUGGUUAGAUCCGGAUGCUCUCUCCGUCGACUGUGGCAUCUGCUUCAUGCCUUUCGAGGCUGAGGCCGCACUUCAUGAGCUCCAUCAUUACGGUGAUGUUUCAAUUAUUUGGUUUGUACGGUGGUGUAUCAUAACCCUUACUGUUCUAAUCUCUAAUCUCUUCAGUGCAACAACGGCCACGUCGCAUGCGCGAAGUGCUGCAUCCGCCUCAACCGAAAGUGUUGUUCUUGCGACGAGCCCAUCGGCGAUCCGCCUCAACCGAAAGUGUUGGUCUUGUGACGAGCCCAUCGGCGACGUUCGGUGCCGCCCAGUGGAGAAUAUCCUCGGAGAGAUGAACACGAUCUGCAAGUUCAGGAAGUAUGGCUGCGGCGAGACCAUCAAGUACAUCGACAAGCGGAAGCACGAGGAGACCUGCCCCCGCGCGCCGUACUACUGCCCCGUCGGCGGCUGCAGCUACCGCGGCUUGCUGCUGUACAGGCACGUCCUCGACGACCACGCGGCCGCCGCCGCCUCCGUUGCCUACGGCCAGGCCACGACGGUGACGCUUCACAAGGGCGCGCCGUUCUGCGUGCUGGUGCAGGCCGGCAUGGGGAGGGUGUUCCUGCUGCUCAACGGCGGCGGCGUACUGGCGGGGCGGUCACUGUCGCUGGUGUGCCUCGGCCCGCGCCCCGAGGGGAACGUCGAGAUCAACUACAAGAUGGAGGUGCGCGGCAGCGAGCCCGGCGCGCUCUCGCUGGCGGGGACGGUGCCGUGCAUCCGGCUGCUCGAGGGCUACGAGGCCAAGAAGUUCCUCUUCGUGCCGGACGCGGACUGGGGGCCUUCCGGCACCGUCUCCGUCAGCAUCCGCAUCGGCUGACGAGGCCUCGGGUGGUGAUUCCGUCCGGUCCCAUUUCAUAGUAGCUUUGUUUGUUGUUAGGUGUUUGUUGUUAGUGGCUAUGAGCUCCUUAUGAGCAUGGUUUGGGGAGUUUUAGGCAUGGUUUUGCUGCACUAUAGAUGCGGAUGCCUGACUAUGCUAAACUUUUGUAAAGAACUGGGUUGGGUAGUAGGCUUGUAGCCAGGAGCAAAGAGUUUGCAGGUGCUUUUGCUGAUCGAUCCGCCUCUGGGCUUGGUUUACCGUAUGCUUGUUUAGCAACGAGUAAAGAUAUGUUGGUGUUGGAUGGUUUUCUGUAGUAAUGGAGAACUGAAAGGUACGAUGGUACUAUACUCUUAUGUAUUUUAUGUACAUGAA
This is a messenger RNA of Setaria italica (foxtail millet), 1563 nucleotides long. RefSeq lists its product as uncharacterized. Gene Ontology annotation, molecular function: zinc ion binding. Lineage: Eukaryota; Viridiplantae; Streptophyta; Magnoliopsida; Poales; Poaceae. The transcript has 4 exons. The coding region runs from base 214 to 1191 and encodes 325 amino acids. The record is from RefSeq and is a predicted model, not a curated record.